Molecule: messenger RNA, 1599 nt
Organism: Ogataea parapolymorpha DL-1
Lineage: Eukaryota; Fungi; Ascomycota; Pichiomycetes; Pichiales; Pichiaceae
Exons: 2
Coding region: 1-1599 (532 amino acids)
Source: RefSeq, a predicted model, not a curated record
AUGUGCUAUUACCAGCCGGGGAUCGGCAACGACAUCCGAACAGGGUUCGGGGAAUUCCACGACGGCGGCUGGUUCUGCUCCUCCGUCGAGAACGUCAAGUCCGAUCUUGACGAACUCGUGGCCUUCACCGUCGAUUAUCACGUGAUCGAGGCAUACACGUAUCUGAUGCGGUACUAUGUGGACGGCGACCAGGUCUACUUGUUUGGGUUCAGUCGCGGGUCUUUCAUUGCCAGGAUACUGGCUGGGAUGAUCGAGCGCAUUGGGCUGCUGAACCAGGGGUUGGAAGUGAUGGUUAGCACUGCCUGGGAAAUCUACAAAAAAUGGGAGCAGCAUGGCCAACCGAUCGGUCGAGAAUGGACGAAUUCCAGCGCCAGUGUUUUCAAGAAGACGUUUUGUCGGGAGAAGGUGAUCAUCAAGUUUAUGGGACUGUGGGAUUCCGUCAACUCGUGCGGGAUCUUUCGAGAUAGGCUGUUUCCGUUCACCUCUAUUUCGCACCAUGUUGAACAUAUAAGACAUGCGGUAAGCAUAGACGAGCGAAGAGCAAAGUUCAAGCAGAACCUGUUCAUUCCUCAUUCCUACCUGCCGUCAUUGUUCAACCUUCAAUGCAUUGACCAGGACGACCAGGAUUCCAGCAUUGACUCAGAUUCGGCCCGCGAGCUUGAGCACUUAUUGCAUCUAGAGCCAGACUACGUUAAUAGAACCCACGCUUAUGCCAAUCGACCAGUCCCCACGUCUAACGACCUGGUCGAACUGUGGUUUCCUGGCGACCAUAGCGAUGUGGGUGGUGGAUGGGCCAACGAUAUUGACGGCCAUUCCAUAUCAAAUCUGUCGUUUCGGUGGAUUUUGUCAUCUGCAAUUGAGAUGGGCGUGUUGUUCAAGAAAAAUGCUGUGUAUGAGUUUGCAACCAAAUUCACUAGCUUGGAUAGUUUACUGUCGUGCAACCACGAUUGUCUACAAUUGAUAAGACAUAGCUCGAAACUCCAUGAUGAGUCAAGAGGCAUCACAAUACAGCAUUCAGUUGCUUCAUACAGAAACUCAUUUAGCUCCAACAUGGCAGCUACUGGACAGAAUGAGGAUCUUUUCCACCAGCCAGAUAAGAAUGUGCUGCAGGCCCCUUCGCACCGUGUUUACAGAUUUGACGGGCGAGGAACUGAUACCGUUCAAAAGUGUCUUUUUUGGUGGAUGGUGGAAGUCCUGCCCGUCGGGUAUUUCAUUGAAAACAAGAACGGGAAAUGGAGAAGAAUUUACUAUCCGAAUCUGGGACGUACGAGGAACCUUCCCCGAAAUGCGAAGCUUCAUUGGACCGCUUUAUGGCGGACCAGGUUCGUCGGAGACUACGAGCCGAAAAAUAUCCCUGAAAUUUACAGGCCGUUGUUCGACCAGGUCAAGGCGGAGAACGAGGGCCGAAGUGAGAACGAAGACGAAGAUUUGUGCGACUGUCAAGUUGUCACGAACGAGAAUUUGAUUGACCGCGCAACAGGCGAGAUCAAGCAAGACUGUCUGGUUUGCGAACACGAUAGAAAAACUCGGAUAGAUAUACGCUGGGACGAGAUUCCAGACGAUCUUUCCAAGUGGCUGGAGAAAGACUCCGGUUUAUAG